Molecule: messenger RNA, 709 nt
Organism: Nematostella vectensis (starlet sea anemone)
Lineage: Eukaryota; Metazoa; Cnidaria; Anthozoa; Actiniaria; Edwardsiidae
Exons: 5
Coding region: 253-576 (107 amino acids)
Source: RefSeq, a predicted model, not a curated record
AGGGGGAGGGGGAGGUUUCUGUUUUCAGUCUGUUCUUACAGUUUGGCGUAAAAGAACUGAGUAGAUGAUGUUUUUCAUUACUCGCCUGUGUAGCAGCUCUGCGUCUUCCAAAGCGCGAGACUUUUCCGAAGUCUUUCAAAGCGCGCGCAUUUUUCGAAGCGUGAUCUAAACAAUGGUUGCUAUAGUUUUUUCGUCGUGUACGUCGAUUAUACAUUCCAAGCCUAAACCUUAUAGGGAAAAGACUGUCGAAAAAUGUCGCAAAACAACCGGAGGACAAGUGGAUCCAAGUUCACCGGAUGCCCGAAAGCCUCAAAGAUCCGGCAGUUGGAAUCGGCUCUGGAUUAUGCCCACCGUGCUAUUCGAAGCUUGAACAAAGAUCUCAGAAAUCUUGGGAUCGAGAAUGAUGUCCUCAGAUCAGGUCUACAGGACGGAAACCGGGUCCUAGCGGAAGAGCAAAGAAAUGCAGAACUCCUACUCAAAAAGCAGGUAAAUAAAAUAAUUAGAUUAAAUGCGCACAGUGCACAAUCAUCCCACCCAACCAUCAUUCUUCUCAUUUUUUUUUUUGCGCGAUAUUAAACAACACGGCGAAAAAUAAAACAGGACGGAAAAGUGGGAGUAGUCAAGCAAUUUUAUUAUAACUUUCUUAUCUAUUCUAGUGUUGUUCUUUUAUUAUUUAUUUUGAUUUGUUUAUCAACGCAAGAUGCGCAAA